AUGGAUUCCGAAUUAAACGUUCAUCGACUUGAAGGUAGCACGUCCACCGAAGGGGGAUUAAUUGUGACGAAAAAAUCCACUCCCAGUACACCUGCUUUCAAAGUGCCCCAAGUUUCUCUAUUUGGAUUAGACAAAUUGGCUGCACAAAAGCGAAAGGAAAGAGAAAUAGCCGCCAAUAAAAUAUCCUUCGAUAUCAACGAAAGCGAAUUCAAAGAUAGCGAUGGCCAAUCUCCCACGAAUUCAACCGAUAAAACAGAAUCCGAGUAUAAAAAAGAUGGCAUGAAAAGGAAGUUCAGGGAACCCCGAGAGGAAACGCCAACUUACACGGGAGGUAUCAGCAGAGAAGCGCGAGAUCGCCUCGUACACCGGCUGAAUAACUCCUCGAAAUCGAAGGGAGUCUAUGCAACCACGAAACACAGCAAACAUUCGGACGAUCACGAAAGAAAGCGGCACAAAGACCGAGAACGAAGUAGAAAUAGGGACAAACACCAUCACCAAAACAGAUCCCUGAGGCAUUCCGAACGAAGCGAUGCAGAGCGUACUCCGAAAUUCAAAGACGAACCGAAAACUCCCAGCAUUUACCCCAACCCCAAGGACAUUACAUCCAAAACCGCUUGGGACGAAGACGAUCCCGAGACGCCUGUGAAAAAGUCUACUUGGGAUUACCCCACACCUUUACUGCACAAAACCAAAGGGGUGGAAUGGUCGGAAAGGAGCAGCAGAUCUCAUAGAUCGUUAAGGGACAGUAAAGGUGGUAAAUAUGAGGACGACACGCCAAGACCUACUCCAGCGCAUAAGUUCAACAAUUGGGCGAAAGAUAGGAGGAAGACGGGCGCCACUCCAAAUCUCGAGGAAAAGGUUAAAUGGGAUAAUACAGUCGAUAGGGAGAAUUGGGAGGAAGAGCAGAAGCGAUUAGACCGAGAGUGGUACAAUAUGGAUGAAGGUUACGAUGAUGAGAACAAUCCGUUCGCUAGCGUCAGUGAAGAGUACACAAAAAAGAAAGAGGAACAGUUGGAACGUAGAAAGAAAAAACGCUUAUCCGCACAACAGAGACAGAUUAACAAGGAUAACGAGUUGUGGGAGCGAAACAGAAUGCUUACUUCGGGUGUCGUACAUUCCGUUGAUUAUAAUGAGGAUUUCGACGAAGAAUCCAUAGACAGAGUUCACUUGUUAGUCCAUAACAUAGUACCUCCUUUUCUGGAUGGGAGGAUAGUGUUCACCAAACAACCCGAGCCUGUUGUUCCUGUCAGAGAUCCCACUUCCGAUAUGGCUUUGGUAGCCAGAAAGGGUUCGCACUUGGUGCGAGUGUACAGGGAACAGAAGGAAAGAAGGAAGGCGCAAAAGAAGCACUGGGAAUUGGGCGGUACGAAAAUCGGUAACAUUAUGGGCAUAAAGAAAACCGAAGAUGAAGAAGAUAAGAAAUACAAUAAAGAAGACGACACGACCGAUUACAAAGCGGAUCACAAAUUCGCCGAACACAUGAAAGAUACAAGUGCGGCGAGUAGCGAUUUCGCGAGGAAAAAAACCAUCGUCGAGCAAAGGCAAUACUUGCCCGCGUUCGCCGUACGACAGGAGCUCCUGAAUAUAAUCCGGGAAAAUUCCGUGGUGAUUAUCGUCGGCGAAACCGGCAGCGGGAAAACCACACAACUCGCGCAGUAUUUGCACGAAGAGGGCUACAGCAAGUACGGAAUGAUCGGGUGCACGCAACCCCGUCGAGUAGCCGCCAUGUCUGUAGCGAAGCGAGUCAGCGAUGAAAUGGGAACUCAACUAGGAGACGAAGUAGGUUACGCCAUUCGUUUUGAAGACUGCACUUCGGAGAAAACGGUCAUCAAGUACAUGACCGAUGGUAUUUUGCUGAGGGAAAGCUUGCGAGAAUCCGAUUUGGAUCAUUACAGCGCCGUAAUUAUGGACGAGGCGCACGAACGCUCGCUCAGCACAGACGUUCUCUUCGGGCUGCUCAGAGAAAUCGUAGCUAGAAGACACGAUCUCAAAUUAAUCGUGACUUCAGCCACGAUGGACAGUAGUAAAUUUUCCAUGUUCUUCGGGAACGUUCCUACCUUUACUAUACCUGGAAGAACCUUUCCAGUAGAGACUUUGUUCAGCAAGAACCCUGUCGAGGAUUAUGUGGACGCUGCGGUGAAACAAGCCCUGCAAAUCCAUCUUCAGCCCCCUUCGGGCGAUAUACUUAUCUUCAUGCCUGGUCAAGAGGACAUUGAAGUCACCUGCGAAGUGUUGACAGAACGUUUAGGGGAAAUCGACAACGCGCCAGAAUUGUCGAUAUUGCCCAUCUACUCUCAAUUGCCGUCCGAUUUACAAGCCAAGAUAUUCCAGAAAUCCGCGGAGGGUAUAAGGAAAUGCGUGGUUGCUACGAAUAUAGCGGAAACCUCUCUAACAGUAGAUGGUAUAAUUUUCGUGAUCGAUUCUGGUUAUUGUAAAUUGAAAGUGUAUAAUCCGAGGAUAGGUAUGGAUGCUUUGCAAAUUUACCCCAUAAGUCAGGCGAACGCCAAUCAACGUUCGGGCAGGGCUGGUCGAACGGGCCCCGGCCAGGCUUUCAGAUUGUACACCGAACGACAGUACAAAGAUGAAUUGCUAAUAACAACGGUACCCGAGAUCCAAAGGACCAAUUUGGCCAACACGGUACUGCUGCUAAAGUCGUUGGGCGUGCAGGAUUUGUUGCAGUUCCAUUUCAUGGAUCCUCCUCCGCAGGAUAACAUUUUGAAUUCGUUGUACCAAUUGUGGAUAUUGGGCGCUCUCGAUCACACCGGCGUUUUGACCAAAUUAGGUCGCCAGAUGGCCGAAUUUCCGCUGGAUCCACCCCAAUGCCAAAUGCUGAUAGUCUCAUCGCAAAUGGGCUGCACGGCCGAAAUUCUCAUUGUAGUCUCCAUGUUAUCCGUACCAUCGAUCUUCUACCGGCCGAAAGGCAGGGAAGAAGAAGCGGACGGCGUCCGAGAGAAGUUCCAAGUGCCCGAAAGCGAUCAUUUGACAUUCCUGAACGUAUACAACCAAUGGAAGCAAAACAACUACUCGUCGCAUUGGUGCAACGAGCACUUUAUACACGUGAAAGCCAUGAGGAAGGUGCGAGAGGUGCGACAGCAAUUGAAGGAUAUAGUUAUGCAGCAGAAAUUGGAGAUCAAAUCGUGCGGCACCGAUUGGGAUGUGGUUAGAAAAUGCAUUUGUUCGGCCUACUUCCAUCAAGCCGCUCGAUUAAAAGGUAUCGGUGAAUAUGUAAACUGCAGAACGGGCAUGCCCUGCCACUUGCAUCCCACCUCCGCCCUUUUCGGUUUGGGAAACACCCCCGAUUACGUGGUGUACCACGAAUUAGUGAUGACCGCCCGAGAGUACAUGCAAUGCGUGACCGCCGUCGACGGGCAUUGGCUCGCCGAGCUGGGUCCCAUGUUCUUUUCGUUGAAGGAAACCGGAAAAUCCGGCAGGGCCAAGAAGAAACAAGCGGCCGAGCAUCUGCUCGAAAUGGAAAAUCAGAUGCAAGUGGCGCAGGAGGAGAUGAAGGCGAGGAAAGAGGCGGCGGAGAAGAAAGUGGCCGCGUUGCAUAAGGGACAGGAAAUCGUGUCCGCCGGCGCUACACCGAGAAGGACCCCUUCGAGAUUCGGAUUGUAG
This is a messenger RNA of Phyllotreta striolata, 3615 nucleotides long. NCBI's taxonomy places the organism in Eukaryota, Metazoa, Arthropoda, Insecta, Coleoptera, Chrysomelidae. The record is from the annotation of a GenBank genome assembly.